GGCUGGACCCCCGGGGGGGUCCCCGCCCCUUUGGGCUCAGCCGCGCGGAGGUGAAACCUGAACCCAGGUUGGGGGCGGGGCUGGCUCCUGCUCGGACGGGGCUGGCCUGCGCCUCCACCCCUGGCCCUGCACCCCGGCCGGCUUCUGGAAGCGGAUCGUCGGCGUCCCCGAGCCGCUGGAGCAGGGACAGCGAUGGAGCCCCCGGCCCGGGGUCGCGCCCCGCCCUGAGCCCCCGCCCGCGGCCAUGCUGCCCCGAGGGCGCGCCCGGGCGCUGGGGGCCGCCGCGCUGCUGCUGCUGCUGCUGCUGCUGCUGCUCCUGGUCGGAUUCUUCCAGUUUGGCAGAGACGGGAAGUGCGAGUGCGGCGGCCCAGGCGGCGCGCGGAGGGACCCGGGCUCCGUCCCCUGCACGCCGACGCCGUGUGUCUCCCCGGGCGGGCGGCCGCGGGGCGCCGCUGCCGUCGACGGGGACCGGCCUGCGCACCGCGGGGGGCACAGCCGCCCCGACUGCGUCCCGCCGCGGCCGCCGCUGCCCAAGUGCGAGCUCUUGCACGUGGCCGUCGUGUGUGCGGGACAUAACUCCAGCCGAGACCUCGUCACCCUGGUGAAAUCUGUGCUCUUCUACAGGAAAAAUCCACUGCACUUCCAUCUGGUGACUGAUGCCACGGCCAGGAACAUUCUGGAGAUGCUCUUCCACACGUGGAUGGUGCCCGCAGUCCGGGUCAGCUUCUAUGACGCGGAGGAGCUCAAGCCCCAGAUUUCCUGGAUUCCCAACAAGCACUACUCUGGCCUGUACGGGCUAAUGAAGCUAGUGCUGCCUGGUGUCCUGCCCCCUGACCUGGCCCGUGUCAUUGUCCUGGACACCGACGUCACCUUCGCCUCUGAUAUUGCAGAGCUCUGGGCACUCUUUGCUCACUUUUCUGACGAGCAGGUGAUCGGUCUUGUGGAGAACCAGAGCGACUGGUACCUGGGCAACCUCUGGAGGAACCACAGGCCCUGGCCUGCCUUGGGCCGGGGAUUUAACACAGGUGUGAUCCUCCUGUGGCUGGACCGGCUCCGGCAGGCUGGCUGGGAGCAGAUGUGGAAGCUGACAGCCGGGCAGGAGCUCCUCACCCUGCCCUCCACCUCGCUGGCGGACCAGGAUAUCUUCAAUGCCGUUAUCAAGGAGCACCCGGGGUUGGUGCAGCCCCUGCCCUGCGUCUGGAACGUUCAGCUGUCAGACCACACGCUGGCUGAGCGCUGCUACUCGGAGGCAGCUGAUCUCAAGGUGAUCCACUGGAACUCACCAAAGAAGCUGCGCGUGAAGAACAAGCACGUGGCCUACUUCCGCAACCUCUACCUGACUUUCCUGGAAUAUGAUGGGAACCUGCUGCGGAGGGAGCUCUUCGGGUGCCCCAGCCCGCCGCUGUCUGGGGCCAAGCAGUUGCAGCAGGCCCUGGCACACCUGGACGAGGAAGAUGCCUGCUUCGAGUUCCGGCAGCAGCAGCUCAUGGUACACCGUGUGCACGUCACCUUCCUGCCCCACGUGCCGCCGCCCACCCGGCCUCACGACGUCACCCUGGUGGCCCAGCUCUCUAUGGACCGGCUGCAGAUGCUAGAAGCCCUGUGCAGGCACUGGCCGGGCCCCAUGAGCCUGGCCUUAUACCUCACAGACGCAGAGGCCCAGCAGUUCCUGCGGUUCGUCGAGGCCUCGGCAGUGCUCUCUGCCCGGCAGGACGUGGCCUACCACGUGGUGUACCGUGAGGGCCCCCUCUACCCCGUCAACCAGCUGCGAAAUGUGGCCUUGGCCCAGGCCCUCACGCCUUACGUCUUCCUCAGCGACAUCGACUUCCUGCCUGCCUUCUCGCUCUACGACUACCUCAGGGCCUCCAUCGAGCAGCUGCAGCUGGGCAGCGAGCAGAAAGCGGCUCUGGUGGUGCCAGCGUUCGAGACCCUCCACUACCGCUUCAGCUUCCCCAGUUCCAAGGCCGAACUGCUGGCCCUGCUGGACUCUGGCGCUCUCUAUACCUUCAGGUUCCACGAGUGGCCCCGGGGUCACGCGGCCACAGACUAUGUCCGCUGGCGGGAGGCUCGGACCCCAUACCGUGUGCAGUGGGCAGCUGACUACGAGCCCUACGUGGUGGUGCCUCGUGAUUGUCCCCGCUAUGACCCCCGAUUCGUGGGCUUCGGCUGGAACAAGGUGGCCCACAUCGUGGAGCUGGAUGCACAGGAAUACGAGCUCCUGGUGCUGCCAGACGCCUUCACCAUCCACCUGCCACAUGCCCCAAGCCUUGACAUAUCUCGCUUCCGCUCCAGCCCCACCUACCGUGACUGCCUCCAGGCCCUCAAGGAUGAGUUCCACCAGGACUUGUCCCGUCGCUACGGGGCUGCUGCCCUCAAAUACCUCACUGCCCUGCAGCAGCCCCGAGGCGCCUGAACUCCGGAGACUGGGCCUGUAUGGCUCACCCCUACCCUCCACUUUGGCUCUCACACACUCCUGAGGACACUGAAGCAACCCUGCCACCCUAACCCCCCUCCCUACUAUCUAAAUUAUUUAAGGUCUCAGUGGAAAGGGCUUCAGUUGGAGCACCUGUGUGGUGGGGCCUGGGGGCCUCCCCUUGCUGCUAUCUAUGGCUGGGGUCUAGGCUCCCUCUGCUAUUGUUUUGGAGCUGGUUCCUCCCAUCUUCCUCUGUACAUCUCUUUUUCAUAAUCAAAGUUCUUCAAGCUCCUUUUCGUGUUCCGUCUGGUUUGGGGCAUGAGGGUGUGGGUCAGCGGGGAAGGUGCUCAGUCUCCCAGGAGCUUCAGGAGGGCCCUGGACCCUCCCCUGGAGGCCCGAACCAGAGUGUAUCUUGCCCACCCUCCCCUGCCCCAAACCCGACACCAUGAGGCUGAGAGACUUUAUUUGGCUUUAUUUAGUAAAAUGUUAAAAUAAAUAAAUACAAAUUGAUCAGCU
This is a messenger RNA of Nyctereutes procyonoides (raccoon dog), 2929 nucleotides long. RefSeq names its product LARGE xylosyl- and glucuronyltransferase 2 (gene LARGE2). The transcript has 14 exons. Bases 245 to 2413 code for a protein of 722 amino acids. Gene Ontology annotation, molecular function: xylosyltransferase activity; glucuronosyltransferase activity. The record is from RefSeq and is a predicted model, not a curated record. NCBI's taxonomy places the organism in Eukaryota, Metazoa, Chordata, Mammalia, Carnivora, Canidae. Gene Ontology annotation, biological process: protein O-linked glycosylation via mannose.